This is a messenger RNA of Brienomyrus brachyistius, 4060 nucleotides long. It is a transcript of the gene cttnbp2nlb, whose product is annotated as CTTNBP2 N-terminal like b. NCBI's taxonomy places the organism in Eukaryota, Metazoa, Chordata, Actinopteri, Osteoglossiformes, Mormyridae. The transcript has 8 exons. The record is from RefSeq and is a predicted model, not a curated record. The coding region runs from base 423 to 2000 and encodes 525 amino acids.
AUGAAGUAUAGCCUUGCAGGGCUGAUCUUGUACGCAAGGGAAAAGCUGAAUAGUUUCCAUCUGCAAGCUGAGUACUGAGACUGUAGGGUUUCGCAGGUUCAUAAAACAGUACACCCCAGGACGUACACCAGCCUCGUGCUAUACACUGCCUGGGAUACACAGCAGGCCCCAGCAACACUGAGCAGGGUAAGCUGAUGGAUGGAUGGAUGGAUGGAUGGAUACUGUACACAAAUGUCAACAACCACUAUGGGGGAAGAAGGAGGCAUCCCCGCAGUGUAACCAGGAACGCAGGGUCUCCCAGGGGACCACUACCCUGCUCCGAAUGAAAUGCACCAUCAAUUCCUGGGAGUUUCGGUCCAUUUUCCAGUGCUGAAAGUGAUAAGGUAGUGAAAUGGAUCCGCACAAUAAAAACAGAAUCAAGAAUGGAUGUGGAGUCCCUGAGCAAGCCAGAGCUGCUAAUGCUUUUCAGUGUGCUGGAGGGGGAGCUGGAGGCCCGUGAUCUGGUGAUUGAGGCACUGAGGGCCCAGCAGCAGGACGCCUUCGUGCAGGAGCGCUAUGGGCGGUACCGUUUGAGUGACCCCUUCCUGGCCCUGCAGCGUGACACUGAGGCAGUCCGGGGAUUGGUUUCCGGGGCCGGGGAAACAGCGAGCUCCGCCGCCUUCCAGCCCAGCCCUAUGGCGGUUCUCCAGCUGGUCAUAGCCCACUCCAAGAGGAUGCAGCAGAAAACCGUAGCCCAGCUGGUUGCAGCUGAGAAGCGGCACAGGAAGGUCAUUGCUGACCUUGAGGAAGAAAAGCAGCGUCACGCGCAGGAUUCGGCACAGGGGGAUGACGUCACUUACAUGCUGGAGAAGGAGCGGGAGCGGCUGCUGCAGGAACUGGAUUUUGAGAAGGGACAAGUGAAGCGUCUGGAGAAGGAGCAGAAGAUGCUGGUGUGCCAGCUGGAGGAAGGUCAGGCCCAGAACGAGCAGCUGUCUACUGCCCUGGCGCUUGAGUGCCAGCGGGCCACUGCCCAGGCCCUGGAGGACAGCCAGCGGGUGGCUGCUCUGCAAGCGGAGAUGCAGGCAGAGCGGGAGCAGGCGACGCAAGCGCAGGAACGCUUCUGGCACGAGGAAGGCCGCCGCAGAGAUCUGCAGGCGCAGGUGGAAGGACUGCUGAGAGAUCUAGCCAAGAUGGCCGCGAUGCUGCCUGUCAAGGCCACCACCGUCUCCACUGCCACCCAGACAGAGCCUGGCGAGAGGCCUGCACCCAGGUCACCGGCUCUGCCCAAGAUAAACGGGCACCAUCAAACUCAGAGGGACGCAGAGGGGUCAGUAGAGAAGCCAGCCCAUGAUUAUGGCCAGGAGAAUGGGGUAGGACUGCGCUCUCCCAUCCACCCCCAUGCCAGCCUGUCACCAAGCAGCACUGCCUCUUCCUCCCUGACUUCCUCACCCUGCUCCUCUCCGGUCCUGGCCAAGCGUUUGGGUGGGGCCGGUGCCCUCAGCCCUGGCUACCAAUCCUCCUACCAGGCGAGCGUCAACCAGCGAUUUCAGGCUGCUCGUCACAAGUUCCAGGCCCAAGCCGAGCAGGAGCACAGUGCUGGUGGGCCGGCAUCUCCCCACGACCUCUCGCCAACUACAGCCGAGCACACGGCCAAGCAGUUAGCACGCCACACCGUCACCCAGGUGUUAUCGCGAUUCACCAGCCAGCAAGGCAGCGCUAAGCCAUCCGCCCCUAACAAUUCCCCCUUUGGCACAGACUACCGCAGCCUGGCCUGCCUCUCUCCAACUGCCAAAUCCUCCAGCCCCCUUUCCCCUGGGAUUAAAUCACCCACCGUUCCUAGGGGGGAGAGGGUGCAUCCUCCACCAAUUCCCCCAAAGAAACCUGACCUGGCCCAGUCACCAGCCUCCCCAGGCCCCCCUGGCAGAGCCAGCCAUUUCCCGGAGCUGUCAGGCAGCUGUUGCCUGACCAGCACUCAGGAGGGCGCCAAAGAGCUGGACCUCGUUGUGUCCUCUACCAGCUAGCCUCAUGCGCCCCCUACUGGCUCAAUCGACAGUUCCACAGCAAAUACUUUAAUUAGAUUGAGGAUGCAGAAACACUGGUAAAAUUAACUUUCGUUUUAAAUCUAUGACUUAAUUGUUGCAUCUUAAAAACACGGCAAGUUAUUGUGCUUUAUACAGUGGCAUGCGAAAGUUUUGGCACCCUUGCUUAAAAUGCCUGUUACUGUGAACAGUUAAGUGAGCAGAACAUGAACUGAUCACGAAAAGGCAUAUUUAUCAUCUGUCAUGUUUAACUUUAUGCCUUUUGGAGAUCAGCUCAUCUUCUGCUCACUUACCUGUUCACAGUAACAGAAAUUUUAAGCAAGGGUGCCAAAACUUUUGCAUGUCACUGUUUUUGGUGGGAACUGAAGAACUUGAAUCGAUAAGUUGAAACAAUAAGUAUCCAGACAGCUAAAUGAAUAAGUGCUGCCUGUUUGUCACCUUUAGCAAAAAGACAUGUUUUUCAGUCACGUGUCAGUCAGUCUCGGCUUCAUGUUAUUUGUAUGUAAGUUUGUUAUAUAAACAGAGGGUGCAACAUACAGUUGCCCUCUAAAAUUACCCAGAAGCCAUAAGCUCUGCACCACAGACUAUGUGGUAAGGUUCUGUCCUGUGGACUCCACAGACGUUGCGUCCUACUGUGGCAUCUGAAUUCAGUCCCCUCUGUGCCCCUUAAGCUAUUUGUGGGGAGGGGGGCUGGAUUUCUGUCCCUCUUGUCAACUUAAAAUGAUGUUAACAUGACUGUAAAUCGUAGGUGUCGUGACUAAACAUCCAUCUGUGUGAACAGAUUACUAAAUCCUGAUAAUCAGAGACAGUGACCAUCAGAGUAAAUAAUGGUUAAGCAGCAUCCAAGCGAACGGCAACUCAUGUAUGUACUACUGUAGCUAAAUUCCCCUCAAUAUAACAAAUUUCUAUGGGUGUGAACAGGUCCCAUCCCCAUGUCUCUAAGCCAUUGUUACUACCCCUUCCAGAAGUAUGAAGAGAUUCGAUCGGAUCAGAGUUUUAAAACUUACUGAACAUCAUAAUUUUUCUACUCAUGGAGUUUUAACAAUGUAAGUAUUCAGAGUGUGCAUUCGUCCUUGUUCUUUCUGGCCAUAAUUGCUUAAUUAUGAUUUAAGGUUUUGGCCCUUCGAAAAUAGCCACUACUGGAGUAUGUCCCCUUGCACUUAUAUGCAGCUGUUGUCAGUUUUGAAAUGUAUCGGAUGUUCUUGCUUCGCGCGAAUGCUGCAUAUAAGGUAAAUGAAGAGACAAAGUAAGACUCCAACUGUAUUUGUUUUCUUUUGUUUUGCAUUUUAGUAUACAGUUUUGAUGUAAAGGAUGUAUACUCAGUGUCUCAAUUACAUGUUGCUGAUGUCAAACCUCACAAACUGCUGCACUUACUGUGGUGUUUACACUUUAAACUCCAGGCUGUAUUCUCUAAUGUGCACACAAAGGAAAGCUUACCUUCACUUUACAUGGAGAAAACAAUGUGAAAAAUAUAUGUAGGCUAGUCCUUUAUGAGUGUAUGAUAGUGGCCUUGAUUUUGAAAUCUGGAAUUCUAAUACCAUCCAUGUCCAUUGAUAAUCUACUGAUUAUGAUUAGUCACAUCAUUUUUACUAAAAGCACAAUGGAUUAAAUAUGGUUAUUAAAAUAGCCACUGGAACUGCUGUUUUUGGUAAUUAUUGGUAAUUUGAUAUUAACAUUUUUAUACUUAGGGCUUACAUUGUCUUUUAUGACUGUAUGUAUAUGAGAUAAUCAGGAAUAUCUGAAUUAUACAUAGAUCCUUUUUUUGUAUCUUGGCGUCAUAAAAUAGCACAUUCCAAAAUACUGCUCAAAUGUAGGGUUUUUUUUUAUUUCUACAAAGUAUAUAACAUGGAAGUUUGUGUUUCUUACUUUUGUGUUUCUUACUUUUAAUGAAUCAUGUGGGAUACAGUGAUAUACUUUCUGUAUUAAGGCUUUACCUCACUGAGACUUCACUAUUCCAGUAUUUUAGGUGACGUUAACAUUUUAACAUUCCUGGAACCAAAAAAAAAAAGUAUUCCAGAGUAAAAUAAAGGAAUUUGAUGAAA